Dissoconium aciculare CBS 342.82 is the source of this 303-nucleotide messenger RNA. RefSeq lists its product as uncharacterized. The transcript has a single exon. Lineage: Eukaryota; Fungi; Ascomycota; Dothideomycetes; Mycosphaerellales; Dissoconiaceae. Gene Ontology annotation, molecular function: DNA binding. The coding region runs from base 1 to 303 and encodes 100 amino acids. The record is from RefSeq and is a predicted model, not a curated record.
AUGACCGAUCGAGCGACACAAGUCCUUGAUGGACUUCAAUCUGGCAGCGCCAUCACCUCAUUGCAACAUGCGGCAGAGACCAGCGGUGUACCUCGCACAACGCUCCAGCAUCGUGCGCGUGGCCGACGUUCGCUUCUCGAAAAGGCUCAAAGCCAGCAGUAUCUACGGUCUUCCCAGGAGAUCGCUUCGGUGCGAUUUUUGCUGCAGCAGGACGCGCUCGGCCAUAAGUUAGAUCUGCGUUUGCUCAGGCAUAUUUUGACCUCCGAGAUGAAUCCGUCAAGGACAGGUGCACGCAGAAGAUGA